CCAGGGAUCUUUAUCGGGCUGUCAGAGAAGCUGGAGAAGCCCUCCAGCAGCAGCGAGUGAGUGAGUGUGUGUGUUGGUGUGUGUCUGUCUCUGCGCGUGUGUGAGACACAGGAUUUAACAUUAUUUAGUCAAUUUAACGCGUCUUCAAGUCGAAAUGCACCCGGUGAACGUAUCGAUCCCGUCGUUUCGAUCGGAAAACAACUCGAUCGAGAAAGGAUACACGGUCUUUAGAAUUGAUGUGCUGAUGAACGGCAGACAACACUCUGUUGAGAAACGCUACAGUGAAUUCCACGCUUUGCAUAAACUGCUAAAGAAGAGCAUAAAGCCCCCUGAGAUUCCUUCGAAACAUGUUCGAAACUGGGUUCCUAAAGUGUUGGAGCAGAGGAGACAUGGUCUGGAGCUCUACCUGCAGACUAUAAUCAUGGAAAAUGAGGUUAUUCCAAAGAUAUUCCUGGAUUUCCUGAAUAUCCGCCACUUUCCCUCAGUGCCAAAAACAGAAAGCUGUGGGUCAUUUGAUACAGAAUCAGAGGAAUCAAGUAAACUGUCACAUCAGCCAGUCAUGUUGUUUCUGAGAGACCCCUACCUGCUGCCAUCUGCACACGAUGCAUUUUCAAAUGUUGUGAUCGAAGGUGUGAUACAUGGAGUUUUCUACCCAGAUCUCCAGCCGAGGUAGAGUCGCGGAGCCGAAUCCGACGACGCAUCCCUGCAAACGGGUGCUCCAUAUUAUCACACCAUUUUCGGUGUGUAUCAUCGAGGGCGUAACAUGUGAAGGUGCACUGAGCCUCAUUUGUAGUUCCCAAAGCAAAAAAAUCCAGAUGUUAAAAAAGGUGCUUAACCUCUCAAUAAAUCACUGGCACCACAUUUCAACACAGAAAAAUAAUAUAUUAUCCUAGUACUGACCCAUGUUUCAAUACAUUUGACUAAUUCUUCCUAGAAAAAUAGUUUUAAAUUAACAAUUUAUUUUCAGCGAUAACAAUUAACUGUUAACCAGUAAGGCAGAUUAACUUAUUCUGAGAUGUAAUAAUCAAAAUAUCUAGGAAAAGCUUGCAAAUAAUCAAGAAGAUAAGUAGUGGGAAUGAUUAAUCUAAUACAUUAUAAUUGAUGAUCUUUUUCUUCAGGAAGCAAAGAGUUAAAUAAACAUGUAGGAUAAAAAUGGAAAUAUGACUGAAAGGUUGACUGAAGGAAGGGAGAAUAGUAUUUUUUAUUUUUUUUUUAUUUUUGGAGAGUUCGGUUAUUAAGCCACAGAGAGAGACGCGUUUUUGUCCGGUCAGUCUAAAGCACAGGGCCGUGGAGCGGUGAUGUCACUUUUCGAUCUGUUUUUAGCAGCUGAAUGGGGCCAGCUGAGGUCGUGCAGUGAGAUGAAUGUGAUGACAGCAGUGUGGGAAUGAUUGAGCCCUGGUGGGUGGUUGUGGCAGUGAUACUUGCCGCCUCUAUGCACCAUCAGAUGUCUGUGUUGAUACUGGACGAGCUGCUCACUUUGAUCUGGUGACCAUCUCCAGGUUCAGGGCUCAGAGCCAGUCGCUGCAAAGUGGAUUGGAAAUAUGUGGCACAACCUGCGAGUGAGGAAAAGACACGUGGAGCUCCAGACGGGCGUCAUUGCAGUUGUAGAAAGUGGAUGUUGACAAAACACUUAAGAGAGGAUUAGGGUGGCGUCCGUGUCUUUGUUACGCCUCCUAAUGCUUAUCUUUCUCCCGCUGUAGCUCUGCCCACGUAUAUGAAACAUGAGGAAGAGAAGCAGUGAGAUAUGAGCCUUUAAGAACAGCCCAUUGGAACUAAUCACAGGGUUUGAACUGCUGCUUUACACCACACACAACCUCUCUGCUCCUAGAACUAGACGGGUGCUCUGAGAGUCCAUACCUCGCCCUAUCUCGCCAUGUUUAAGAAAGUGGGGGGAAUAAACCUGGAGCUGCCUAUUUAUCCAGAUCUGCUACAAAAUAUAAUGUUUUUUUCCUUGGGUCAUACACCCCUCUACAGAGUUGCAUGGAAAUCGAGUCAGUAGUUUUAGUUCACUGGCAGAGAGAUGAUAAAUGGCGAUGAAAACAUUUGGCGAAGGGGAAAAUAAUCAUGAAAACCAGCUUCUUAGGGAAACGUCUCCUGAAAACAGUUACUAAAGGCCAGUGUCAAACACUAAUACCAGUCAUUUUGCAUUUAAUGUUGAAUUUAUAUAUAUAUAUGGUCAGUUUUUCAGUGUGGUGAUUAGUCACCGAUUAUGUAAAGGGAUUUGUGUGAUUUAAGAUGAAACCAGUAAAAUCUGUGCAAUAUGAACUAGAAAUACACUCAAGACUUGAUGUUGUUCCCUGUUAAUGAUGAACCUACAGAUCAUCUCGUUUCGAUCACGUGUAGUGAAGCAUUAUGUUGCAUAUUGUCACUUCACACACUGAGCACUCGUCUGACCAGCCUUCAGUGUUUUCUUAUGUGACUGGACCUCCACUACAGCACAGUGAUAGCUGCAUAUUUAACUGAAAUGAAUCUUGAACUAUUAACCUCGACUAAACCGAUCCUGAUUUUAUGUUAAAGCAAAUCAAACAGUUUCCUAGAGAUCCAUGUUGUGGACUGAUUUAUGUAUUUAUAUUGUGUAACGUUGCUCUGAUUAUGUGUAAAUGAUUAUUAAUGUGCCAUAGUGUCGACGUACAGUGAACACUGAACUGUAGCACUUUAAAAUGGGCAACAUGUAAAAAAGACUGACACCAAUAAAAUUCAUUAUUUCCAUAAAACAUCUUUUGUCAGCGGAUUUUUUUAAUGAAAAUAACAUCAGGAUAAGAUUUUCAUUACAAAAGUGAAUCAACAGACGGCCAACUCACGAGCUUAUAAUUGUUUUCUGUUUGUGAUCACAUUCUACGGUUAAUCGUUGAGAAGUGUGUUCCGUGAAAACAGAGUGAACCUCCACAUGUAGUGUGAAUUUGUAAAUCAGAAAAUUGUGAAUAAUUAGGCCUGAAUUUUCUAAAUUAGAGCUGAAACAUAAAUUCGAACCAAGGAGACGAACAACAGGUUCCCUCCUCUUCAUCCCAAACAAAGCAGCAUUAAUGUAGUUAAAAUACGAUCUCCCUGCAGAUCAUGUAAAGGAAAACUGUAUCUGACAGAGAGCUCUGAUUUUAAAGAAUCCCAACAUACUGUAAAUAUCUUUUUGGUCAUAUCAUUCAGCCAUUAUGCAUUCAUAUAAAACUUUAAAAAACAAAGAAAUUGAAAUGUAAUCUUGGUGAAGCAGUGCACAUCUGUCAUCAUGUACAGUGUACAGGUUUUAUGCCAGCUGUAAAAAGAAAUGUGUCCUUAGUGAAACUGCAGAUCCAUAGACAAAUGCUUUUACAAACUAAUGGAAACAAUCUGAAAUGCUAAAUAUUCCAGAAGCAUAGAAAAUUUUAAAAUCUUUGAUUCCUGGGCAGCAGAGUCCCAAAAUAGUAACAGUCCAGUAGUUAUAACACACACAUUUCUUAGGAAUGUGUGAUCACCUGCA
Messenger RNA from Paralichthys olivaceus (Japanese flounder), 3451 nucleotides. RefSeq names its product sorting nexin 24 (gene snx24). Lineage: Eukaryota; Metazoa; Chordata; Actinopteri; Pleuronectiformes; Paralichthyidae. The record is from RefSeq and is a predicted model, not a curated record. Gene Ontology annotation, molecular function: phosphatidylinositol phosphate binding.